AUAUUUGAAGCAGGAGGGAGGCGAGGCAGUCACCGAUGUUGUUGUGCCAACGGUUGUCGAUGACGCCAGCUCACUGCUUGAAGGUGGAUCUAAAGAUAUAUUCGGGGAAUGCGUGCGCUGUGUGAAGAGUUUCCUUGCAGGCGCACCGUUCGCUGAAUUCGAGAGAUCGAUGUACUUUCAUAGAUAUUUGCAAUGGAAAUGGCUGGAGGCGCAGCCUGUCACACAACACACCUUCAGAAUGUACCGGGUGCUGGGUAAAGGCGGCUUCGGAGAGGUCUGUGCGUGUCAGGUGCGAGCAACAGGCAAGAUGUACGCGUGCAAGAAGUUAGAAAAGAAGAGAAUAAAGAAGCGUAAAGGAGAAGCGAUGGUGUUGAUCGAGAAGCAAAUCUUGCAGCGAAUAAACUCACGCUUUGUUGUCAAUCUGGCAUAUGCAUAUGAGACUAAAGAUGCCCUCUGUUUGGUACUAACUAUUAUGAACGGUGGAGACCUGAAGUUCCACAUCUACAACAUGUGUGGCGCAGACACCGGCUUAGGUCUGGAGCGCGCGAGGUUCUACGCCGCGCAGGUUGCCUGUGGUCUAGAACAUUUACACAAGAUGGGCAUUGUUUACAGAGAUUGCAAACCGGAGAACAUUCUGCUGGACGACGCGGGCCACGUGCGCAUCUCUGACCUCGGGCUGGCUGUUGAUGUGCCCGAGGGCGGCACUGUGCGCGGCCGCGUCGGCACUGUCGGGUACAUGGCGCCUGAGGUACUGUACACUGACACACAUUACACUCACUCACAGGCUAGACUCCGUACAGAUUGAAAUA
Molecule: messenger RNA, 809 nt
Organism: Papilio xuthus (Asian swallowtail)
Lineage: Eukaryota; Metazoa; Arthropoda; Insecta; Lepidoptera; Papilionidae
Product: G protein-coupled receptor kinase 2-like
Exons: 5
Biological process (GO): protein phosphorylation; regulation of signal transduction; signal transduction
Cellular component (GO): cytoplasm
Molecular function (GO): G protein-coupled receptor kinase activity; ATP binding
Source: RefSeq, a predicted model, not a curated record